Molecule: messenger RNA, 1443 nt
Organism: Penicillium olsonii
Lineage: Eukaryota; Fungi; Ascomycota; Eurotiomycetes; Eurotiales; Aspergillaceae
Source: the annotation of a GenBank genome assembly
AUGGGUCCCAUGCUCCCUGGAAAGCCUCUAACCGCUCUCACGCGGUGCAGUAUCCCAAGCAAUGUAAAGGCUACAACGACGUUACGCUUCACUUCAACCUUGCAGGCACAAGCACAAGCACAAGUGCAAUCAAAGACUGCAUCCAAUGCCACCCUUCCUCCUCUAUCUGUUGUGCCGACCCGAAUUCUCCUCAGAUCCUUGCUAGUCGCUACAAUCUCUUCGAAGAGAUACCUCCUCAUCCCCGCCCUUUCUUUCAUGUCCUUCCUGUCCAAACCCGGAAGGAGUUGGCUUUUUGAUGUUGACCGGAAUCCUGUCCUCCACGGGAUUUUGAAGAAGACUUUCUACGAGCAAUUCUGUGCUGGCGAGAACGGAGCCGAGUGCAACAAAACAAUCCGGGAACUGAAAGACAUGGGUUUCCGCGGUGUGAUCUUGACAUACGCGAAAGAGACUGUAUUCGACCAUAGCACUGGGUCUUCCCAUGGCCUUGGUAUUGCUGAGAUUAAGAGUGAGAGUGGUGAUGUCUCUAUCGAUGCACCAGUUGAGCGAUGUCCAAGCAUCGAGGCCUGGCGGGACGGAACCCUGAAAACUAUCGAUAUGACGAGUGAAGAGGAUUAUCUUGCCGUCAAACUUACCGGUGCUGGCCUCAAGGUUACCGAUGCCUUUUCCGCUGGCGACCUGCCCCCACAACAAAUGAUCGAUGCAUUGGAUGAGAUCUGCACCAAGGCCAAGAGCCGCAGAGUUCGAAUCCUCGUCGACGCCGAGUCCCAACACUUCCAAAAGGGUAUCGCCCGUAUUACGGUAGACCUGAUGCGCAAAUAUAACCGUGACGGCUACGCCACAAUCUACAACACCUACCAGGCAUACCUCAAGAGCACACCUACAACAUUGGCAAACCACCUGGCUGCAGCCAAGGACGAUGGAUUCACUCUUGGCCUCAAGGUCGUGAGAGGUGCAUACAUUGCCUCCGAUGAACGCUCUCUGAUUCACGAUACCAAGCAAGAAACCGAUGACGCCUAUAAUAUGAUUGCCCAGGGUGCACUGAGACGAAACAUUGGGGAGUUCGGUGACAAGGGUAGCCGUGCUUUCCCUUCCGUGAACCUGUUCCUCGCAAGCCACAACAAAGAAAGCGUGGUGAACGCACACAACCUCCACAAGCAACGGACCAAGUCAGGAUUGCCUACUGUCCCUGUCCGAUUUGCUCAGCUCCACGGCAUGUCUGAUGAGGUGAGCUUCUCACUACUCGGAAUGAACGAUGGCGAUGGAUCACCAGAGGUCUACAAGUGCUCGACUUGGGGAGGACUUGGUGAAUGUCUGGCAUAUCUUCUUCGCCGGGCAAUCGAGAACCGGGAUGCCGUUCUUCGCACGGAUAGUGAAUUCCAGGCCUUGAAGUCGGAGACUUUCCGGAGAUGCAAGUCUGCCUUCUCGCUCUCUUCGUCUUCAUAG